UUCGCUCUCUCUCUCUCUCUCUCUAUCCCUCACUCUCUCUUCGAUCUUCGAGCCCUCACUCUCCUCCCAUGGCUUCUAGGAAAGGCAGCGACGCUGAUCUAUGGACGGAGAUCGCAUCACAAGGAGAUGAUGAACAGCAGCCGGAGGAGCAGGAAAUUGCUGUCGUUUAUGGGAGGAGGAGAAGGAAUCAGGAAUCAGUAUCCAAAGGCCAACUUGGUCAGUCGGGUAGAGAGAAUAGGGUGAGCUUUGUGCCGAGCAAGAGGCCCAGCUGGAAUCGAUCACUUUCCAUUCGAGGGAGGGAAAGUAUCAUUGUUGCGGUAGGAGAGGAGUUCAGGCCUCAACCUAAGAAUAAAGGAGGGAGGAAAAUCCCCAAGCCGGGGCGUGGGAAAAAGGCAGUUCAAGAACCAAGAGAUUUCAGGAAGGAGAAGGCAUAUUUCCAAGAAGUGGACUCCUUUGAGUUGUUGGAGGAAAGCCCCUCACCGAAGCAUUUCAGCACUUGGGCUAUGGGAAGGCAACAUGACUACAUUGUCCAUGAUUUGCCUUCCAUUUUGGAGCGAUGGAGGAUUUCAAAGCUUGCCUAUCGUUGUUUGUCAUCUCAACAAUUGGGUAGGAUUUUGGAAACGCCAAGAAUUCCAUCUGGUCAAACUGAUAAUGGCCUAUCUGGAAACCUGUUUGAAACAACACCUGAAAAGGCUACAAGGUUGAUGGUUCCUUUCAAUCUCAGUUGUUAUAAGAGUGACAUCAAUUCAAAAUCUGCUGCCCCUGAGUCUGUUGGUGAUCUAAAUGAAAAUAGUAUUGUAAGUUCAUUUGGUGCACUUCAGAUCAAAGAAGUGAGUGUUGAAGGAGAUUUUUCAGUAAGUGGGGAAUCCAAAAUAAGCAGUGCUUUAGGCAAAGAAUCAGAAGGGGCAAACAGGAAAGAAUCAAUAGUUUCACACUCAGCAUCAUUGGGUGGGGAAUGUUACAGUGCAUUCACACAACUUCUCAUGGUUUGCCAUCAACAAGCUCCUCUUAGUCUUCAUGAAGUCUUCACUAACUAUUGUGAUUCAAAUAGCAUUGUUAAAAUUGGUGAAGGAACCUAUGGUGAGGCAUUCAAAGCUGGUGAUGCUGUUUGCAAGGUAGUUCCUAUUGAUGGGGAGUUGUUAGUGAAUGGAGAAGUCCAAAAGAAAUCUGAAGAAGUACUUGAAGAGGUCUUGCUUUCAUUGACUUUAAAUAAUCUAAGGCCGAGAGAAGGGGAUUCCGUCAAGGAGAAUUCUUGCACCCUUUUUAUCGAAACGAAAGACUUUCGAGUCUGCCAAGGUUCCUACGAUGCUAGCCUCAUUAACUCAUGGGAAGAAUGGGAUACGAAGCAUGGAUCUGAAAAUGAUCAUCCAAAGGAGUUUUCAGAAAAUCAGUGCUACAUAGUAUUUAUCCUAGCUCAUGGUGGUAAAGAUCUAGAAAGUUUUGUGCUUUUGAACUUUGAUGAAGCUCGAAGUUUAUUAGUACAAGUUACUGUUGCAUUGGCUGUUGCAGAGGCUGCUUGUGAAUUUGAACAUCGAGAUCUGCACUGGGGCAACAUUCUUUUGACUCGUUCUGGAGCUAAUAUGAUGGAUUUCACACUUGAAGGAAGGAAAAUGCAAGCCAGAACAUAUGGAUUAACAGUAUCAAUAAUUGAUUUCACCCUUUCCCGAAUCAAUACUGGAAAGGCUAUACUUUUUCUCGAUCUGUCGGCUGAUCCAGGAUUGUUUGAGGGUCCUAAGGGAGACAUACAGUCUGAGACAUACCGAAAAAUGAAAAAAGAGACCAAAGAAUGCUGGGAAGGAAGCUUCCCAAAGACUAAUGUUCUCUGGCUGAUAUACCUGGUUGACAUUUUGCUAAUGAAGAAAUCCUUUAAACGAACUACAAAAGACGAGAGAGAACUUCGGUCUUUCAAAAAACGUCUAAAUUCAUAUACUUCAGCAAAGGACUCUCUUUCUGAUAUCUUCCUCAGUGAAUUGUUGUCUGAUCACUCACCAUGAAUUUACACAUCAUGUUUUAAUUAAAAGUUUUUUUGUAUAUUUAAUCUUUUUUAUUUUUGUUUGAUCAAUGCGUUUAUAUGAUUUUUUUGAUAAAUUCCAGUAGGUUGUGUUUCU
Molecule: messenger RNA, 2108 nt
Organism: Dioscorea cayenensis subsp. rotundata (Guinea yam)
Lineage: Eukaryota; Viridiplantae; Streptophyta; Magnoliopsida; Dioscoreales; Dioscoreaceae
Product: serine/threonine-protein kinase haspin homolog
Biological process (GO): intracellular signal transduction; mitotic cell cycle; protein phosphorylation
Cellular component (GO): nucleus; cytoplasm
Molecular function (GO): histone H3T3 kinase activity; ATP binding
Source: RefSeq, a predicted model, not a curated record